ACACGACGAUAACUUCAGCUCUCAGCUCUCCCAGGAUAUGCUCAACAAUACGGACAGCGAUGACAAAUCAAUGGCGGAAUCCAAACGUCCCUUCUUCAUCGAAACGUCAUCUCCCGCUCUCGUGGGCUCCUCCAGCCUCUCGUUCACGGGCGGGGGCGGACCCAGACUCACUUCCACGCCCAGAGGAGCCCUCAGCACCACCCUCGCCCAUCACAUCACCCGCCACGGCCCCAUCAAGGGCGCCUCCCCUUACAGCGUCAAUCCUUUCACCUCACAGCCGCAUCUUCUGCACAAGGGCGUGACGCUGACCCUCCGUGACCUCGUGCCCCCGCCCCCUCCCAACCCCCCACCUGAUUCCCACCGGCACCGUGAGUUCUUCAGGACAAACACCUUGGAGGAACUCCCGUACGCGUGCUACUCCGCGACGCGCGUGGCCUCCCCCCGCCCCUCCCGCACCGCCAGCCUCGAGGGGGGCGGCUCCCCGUACGGCGGCUCGACGAACACGUACCAGAGCAUCGAGGGCCUCACCGACGCCAUGCGCCGCGACGACGAGGGCAGUCGCGCGAGUCGCUGCAGCCACUCGCGGUCGGUGCGAGCCUCGGGCGGCUCGCUCUACUCGCUCUCCCGCCCGUGCUGCCACGAGUCCACCCGCGUCGCGCCCUUCGACGCCGGCGCCCCCGUCAUGCCCACGCACUCGUACCGCCCCAACUUCUACGGCUGGAGCUCGCCGCCGGGCUCCCCCGCGCUCGAGGACAGCCGCAUGGGUCCGCGGCGCCAGAUCUCCCUCGAGAGCGACGCUCUGCUGCGGACGGACGCCAGCCAGGUGUACGGCGGCGGCUCCGUCCGCUCCGACGGCGACUACUGGUGCAGCCGCGAUGCCGGCAGCGUCUACGGCGGGUCGACGCGGUCGGCGGGCGGCGAGACGGGAGGAGAGGCCGGCGGCGAGGGCGGCGGCGGAGGCUCGAGGACAGGCCAGGCGGGAACUUCGCCCGACUCGAGCGCGGUGGACGGCGCCCCGAGCGACGCGGUGUCCUGCGGCUCCUGCGAGGACACGGACGCCUCCUUCUACGCCACGUGCGACAAGCAGACCAAGCUAUAA
Molecule: messenger RNA, 1099 nt
Organism: Penaeus monodon (black tiger shrimp)
Lineage: Eukaryota; Metazoa; Arthropoda; Malacostraca; Decapoda; Penaeidae
Exons: 5
Coding region: 38-1099 (353 amino acids)
Source: RefSeq, a predicted model, not a curated record